This is a messenger RNA of Candidozyma haemuli, 3120 nucleotides long. RefSeq lists its product as uncharacterized. Lineage: Eukaryota; Fungi; Ascomycota; Pichiomycetes; Serinales; Metschnikowiaceae. Bases 1 to 3120 code for a protein of 1039 amino acids. Gene Ontology annotation, biological process: nuclear-transcribed mRNA catabolic process, nonsense-mediated decay. The record is from RefSeq and is a predicted model, not a curated record. The transcript has a single exon. Gene Ontology annotation, cellular component: exon-exon junction complex; cytoplasm. Gene Ontology annotation, molecular function: protein binding; RNA binding.
AUGUCCAAUGACAUCCCUAGACGCCUAGAGCUUUGUGAGCUUAAUGAACGGGCGUGGACAGGAGAGCUGGUGUACAAGCUUGCUGCAAAGCAGGACCUGAGUUUGAAGAAGAAUACUGGUUUUGUUAAGAAACUCCGAACUGCUUUCAAUGCUGAGCAAUAUAAGCAUAUUCUCAAAGAUGUGGAAACUUUGAGUCUAGAAAAAUACCUGGCCGAAGUUGUUAACCCUCUGUUUGAGGGCACAUUGAAGGUGACCAAGAAUGAUGACAUCCUCCCGGCAGCUGAGAUCAUCUCUGCCCUCCAUCAGCGACUCAAUCUUCAAUUUACGCCUUUCUACUUAUCUCAAGUAAUUAAUGCUUUGGUAGCUAAAGAUCUGCCCGAUUUGAUGCCCAGACAGCGUCUGUUGUUGAAGGUGGUAACUGAAUUCUAUUUGACUGGGGUCGCCCCGUCCCUUAUAAGUUGCGAGAAAGAUCUGCUUCUGCCCGUGGCUGCCAAACUACUUUUGAAGCAUCCAAGUGACCCCAUUUUGAUACCAUUACUUAAGGAUAUUCUUUCUUACCAGUUCCAAAAGGCAUAUGCUUUGCCCAUAGUGAUUUCAUGGUUGAAGAGAUAUGCCUUCAUCCUUCAGGAUGAGAGUGCCAAUACUCCCCUUAUCCCGGAAAAAGACUUGUUUGUCAUCAAGCAAAUAUUCAAUAUGUACUUCGACAAGGUAACCGAUCUUCUCCAGAGCUCACACAAGCAGAAAGUGAAGCUAGAGCAUAGCAACAAAAAAGCCAUGAUCCGUACUGGUAAAGUCCUUGAGGAAAGACAAGUGGAGCUCGAAGAUAUCAGUAAGGUAUUGGAUACUCUCAAUUCUGGAUGUCCUACAUUAGCCGAAUUGCUACAAAGAGAAAUGCCUUCGCUCGAUUUGACUGCCGAUGCCGCUGCCAACGAAUCAGAUGUUUUUGUCAAAACCAACUCAGAUGAAGACGCUGCUGGAUGGUGGGAAGACAAGCGUGAGAAGAAUUUCUACUUGAAGGUGCCUCUGUAUCAGGAAGUUGUUGCACUGGAAGCCCCAAAAUUAAAAAAGAAGGAAUACGCAAAAUUAUCGGAGGGAGAAAUGGUGGUUCACUUCUUAGAAAAGCUUGAAAGUGCUGUUUCGGAGGAGGAGAUUGAUAAAUUGACAGCCGAGCUCCACACUUUUCUUCCGUCCAAUAAAGCUACACACAACCGAAUUCUACGGUUCUUUCUCGAGGUGAAGAAGAUUGAUAACGUCAACCUAUUUGCGAGGUUUUUAAAAAUUAAUCAAGAAUUCUUCCCAGACCUCAUUACUGAGUUAAUCGAGACUCUAGACAAAGGCUUCAGGUCGCUGAUGUACAGAGAUGUCAUUAACUUUAAGAACUUGUCCUUUUUCAUCGAGCUCGUGAAAUUCAAGCUUAUUCCAACACAUGUUGUAUUUCACAAGAUACGAAGGCUCACCUUGAGCAUUGAAGGUACCAAUAAUGCGGACAUACUACUGAUUUUCUAUGAACGUUGUGGUAAAUUCCUUCUUCUUGAGCCAGAGUAUCAGGAAACUACUCGAGAAAUGCUUGCGCUUCUUAAUAAGCAAUCUAAGUCAUCGAGGCUUACAGUGAAUGAAAAGUUGGCUUUGCGAAAUAUGUUCUUGAUUGUUAACUCUUUCACUGCCACCAAAACCAAAGUCAAACCUACAGUGGUGGAGUUGACACCAAUUGAAGAUUUUGUUACUCAUAUGGUGAAGCGUGUCUUUUGGAAGAACAAGUCGCCUCUACCAGUUGAGGUACUUUCAAAGAUUAAUUUCCGAGGAUGUGAAGAAGCUCGCAACACUUUUGUCGCAUUAUACCUGAGACCCGAGGACCUUGGCCUAGAUAAGCUUGAUCAGUACGCAAAGGUUUUGAAGAGGCUAGGUCCGCAGAGUAUCCUUCCUCCCUUGGUGAUUGACGCACUCACAGAGAAGGUUAUCAGAGGAUUGGAGCUCAAUGACUACAGACAAAACCUAGCAAGGGUGGCUCAAAUGAGAUUCUUCGCAUCUCUCUUCACUGCAAACGUCAUAAGUUUCCGCUGUAUCAUUGAUCUACUAUACAAAGUUGUCACAUUAGGACAUCCCAACAAUCUUCCCCUCCCCGGGUCAAGGCUUGAACUUGAUCCAAAUGAUAAUUACUUCAGGGUUAGCUUAUGUUGCGCACUAUUGACGAACACAAGCUUUUCUAAGGUCGAUAAGGCACGUCUUCUUGUGGGCGGUACAAAAUCUAUGGAAGGGUUUCUCACCUUCUUUCAAUAUUAUAUUCUGACCAAGAAACAGCCACUUCCUCAAGAAAUCCAUUUUGCCGUGCAAAAUGUAUAUUCCAAGAUGUACAUCCAGCCAGCUUUGGACAAUCCUAUGCUUGCACUUUCAUUGCUUCAAAAGUUUAAUGCAGAGCAAAAGAAUGCACCAAAACAAGAUAAGCCGGUUCUUAUUGAGAAUGACAACGACGUGGAAGAAGAUUCGACGGAUGAAGAGGAUUCGGAUGCUGGCACAGAUGAUGAUGAUCUUGCUCUAGAUGAUGAUAUGAACUCACAAGAGGGAGAUAACACCGAGAUGAAUGAUAGCAUGAUCGAUGACGCUGGUGAUGGAGAUGACGACGAGGACGACGAGGACGACGAGGAUGACGACGACGAGGAGUCUGAUCAGACCGAUCAUGACGAAGAAAACGAGGAAGAUGAAGACGAAGUGAGUGUCCACGAUGAAAGUGUGAACGCCUUGAACGAAGAAGAUGAGGAUCCUACGCUGUGGAACAGUUCUAGGGAGCGUGAAGAUAAAAGAUUUGCUGAUGCUAUCGAUGCUGGUAUUCGUGAUGCAUUACAAGAAUCGCUCCAUAUCUCGCAGGCACGUCCAAGGGGGAAUUUUAAGAUGCCUGCUCCCUCAACUUUGAUUAAUGCCCAGGGCGACAAUACUGGCCAAGCGUCGGAAACAGCUUCUCCAAAUGGAAAUGUAAAAUUCAGCUUCCUCUCGAGGAAAAACAACGUGAAAGAGAUGCACUUGCCAUCAGAUAAUAACUUUGUUAACCGAGUUGUCAGAGAACAAGCAGCACAAAAGGCGAACAGAGAUAAAAUUAUCCGCUUAAUAAAUAACAUGGACCAAUGA